Camelina sativa (false flax) is the source of this 932-nucleotide messenger RNA. NCBI's taxonomy places the organism in Eukaryota, Viridiplantae, Streptophyta, Magnoliopsida, Brassicales, Brassicaceae. The record is from RefSeq and is a predicted model, not a curated record.
ACAAUUUUUAUGCGUCCCUCAGGACACGUGUCAUCCUGUAAUAGGAUGUUGUUUUAUUUGUAGGGUGAAAGGAAAAAAAACUCGACGGAUCAAUUCAUUUUAUCUUUCGCACUCUCUCUCUUUACUCUCUCUGUAUCGCGACGGCGAUUAAACAAAAACUUUGGAUCGCCUCCAUCAAAGUGAAGAUUUUGCAACGCGAAGGCCUCACUUAGUGUAUCAUCUUCCAAAAUAUCCAAUUGUAAGAGGAUAUCAGAAGAGAAUUAGGAAUAUCUCUGUUUGGUGAAAAGACGCAGGAAGAAGCAGAGCUACCAAAGGUUUGUAAUAAGAUAACAUGUGGAAUGAUUGAUGUAGCGAAACGUUUGUUCGAUGAAAUUGGGAACCAGAGAAAUUUGUGCUCCUGGAACUCAAUGAUUGGUAGUCUAGCUACUCACGGGAAACACAACGAAGCUCUUGAGCUUUAUUCACAAAUGUUGCGAGAAGGAGAAAAACCAGAUGCAGUGACAUUUGUCGGGUUGCUGCUAGCUUGUGUUCAUGGUGGGAUGGUAGUGAAGGGACAAGAAUUGUUCAAGUCCAUGGAGGAAGUUCACAAGGUUUCGCCAAAGCUAGAGCACUACGGAUGCAUGAUCGAUCUCUUGGGACGUGUUGGGAAGCUGGAAGAAGCAUGUGAUCUCAUCAAAACAAUGCCAAUGAAACCAGACGCUGUUGUAUGGGGAACUCUUUUAGGUGCUUGUAGUUUCCAUGGAAAUGUUGAGAUUUAUCAGUUUCUUGAUGAAAUUUUUAGAUUCACUUUGUCAUUUUCUUAUUUUGGUGUGCUGUUAUUAAUGCCAGGUUCUGUUUGUGUUUCUGCAGGGACACCGGCACAAUUAAAUGAAGAAGAUCCACCUACUGGUGCGGAGGAAGGAGUUUGGAAUUUUGUACAUAAUAAUAGCUAG